Molecule: messenger RNA, 2157 nt
Organism: Sphenostylis stenocarpa
Lineage: Eukaryota; Viridiplantae; Streptophyta; Magnoliopsida; Fabales; Fabaceae
Source: the annotation of a GenBank genome assembly
AUGUCAUUAUCCCGUGGCCAAAAAUUUUUCAAGAGGUUCUGUGUUGAUGAAUUCCAAAUGGCAAGUCUUCCAUAUAGCAGCUUUCUGUCAAAUGAUCUCUUGCCAUCCCUUGGAGCAAGAAUCAACCAAGAAACAAGACUUAGAAGAUGCAUAGUUUCCCCUUUCGAUCCACGUUACAGGGCAUGGGAGAUGCUUCUGAUUGUCUUUGUUGUUUACUCUGCCUGGAUUUGCCCCUUUGAGUUUGCCUUUCUUCCUUACAAGCAAGACACACUAUUCAUCAUAGACAACAUUGUCAAUGCCUUCUUUGCCAUUGACAUCAUUCUCACAUUUUUUGUUGCAUAUCUUGAUAACCAUUCCUACCUUCUUGUUGAUGAUCCAAAGAAAAUUGCAUUAAGGUACAUAUCUACCUGGUUUAUUUUUGAUGUCUGUUCAACUGCACCAUUUCAAUCCAUCAGCCUCCUAUUCACUGAUCACAGCAGUGAAAUUGGCUUCAAAAUUCUCAACAUGCUUCGUUUGUGGCGCUUGAGACGUGUCAGUUCGCUGUUUGCAAGACUUGAGAAGGACAUUCGCUUCAAUUACUUCUGGACUAGGUGCUCCAAGCUCAUUGCUGUGACAUUGUUUGCUGUGCACUGUGCUGGAUGCUUCAACUAUCUGAUUGCAGACAGGUACCCUGAUGCGAAAUCAACAUGGAUUGGUUCUGUGUACCCAAAUUUCAAAGAAAUGAGUCUUUGGGACAGAUAUGUGACUGCCAUGUAUUGGUCCAUUGUUACACUUACUACCACUGGCUAUGGAGAUUUGCAUGCUGAAAACACAAGGGAGAUGUUGUUUGACAUCUUCUACAUGUUAUUCAACUUGGGAUUGACUUCAUACAUCAUUGGAAACAUGACAAACCUCGUAGUCCAUUGGACAAGCCGCACCAGAAAUUUUAGGGACACAGUGAGAGCAGCUUCAGAAUUUGCAUCAAGAAAUCAUCUGCCACAUCACAUACAGGAUCAGAUGUUGUCACACUUGUGUUUGAAGUUCAAGACAGAAGGAAUGAAACAACAAGAGACACUGAAUGGCAUGCCAAAGGCAAUUCGUGCAAGCAUUGCAUACCAUCUAUUCUUCCCUAUUGUCCAGAGGGUCUACCUCUUCCAAGGAGUCUCUUCUGACUUUCUUCUCCAUCUGGUUACAGAGAUGGAGGCUGAGUAUUUCCCACCAAAGGAGGAUGUGAUACUUCAAAAUGAGUCCCCCACAGACCUUUACAUGCUGGUUUCAGGGGCAGUGGAUCUCAUUCGCUGUGUUGAUGACAAUGAUCAAUUUCAGGUUCUGAAGAAGACCAAUGCAGGGGACACGUUUGGAGAGAUUGGAGUGUUAUACUGUAAACCACAACCUUUCACUGUUCGAACCACUGAGCUUUCUCAAAUUUUAAGACUCAGCAGAACUUCCUUGAUGAACUCCUUACAUGCAUAUCCAGAAGCAGCACAAAUCGUAAUGAAAAAUAUCUUCAUGAGGUUAAAGGGGCAUGAAGGCUUGGAUUUUGAAUAUUCACCAGGGGACCCUCAAAUGCAUGACUGGGUCAACACAGGAGCAAGCUUUCCUGAUUCAUAUCCAAAUGAUUCACAUGGGGAUCAAAAAGGAGAUAUUCAUGCUACUUUACAUGAAGCUCAUCCUGACAGGGAAGAAAAUGAACAGAACCAAGACCCUAUAAGAUGGAAACAGAAACCUCUUGCAGACCAACAACAAAACAAGAGUCUCCCUGACCUUGCAAUGAAUCAUGAAAAUAAGAAGGUAUUAGAUGAACAUAUCAUAGAGUUUUUGGAGUCAGAAAUCCCUAUCAACUACCCUUUAGGAAAAAUAUACACAAACUCUUAUUCAAGUACUUCUUCCAACCAUAGAACUCAGAGAGAAACACAAAGAUCGUUCAAGAAAAGAGUUACCAUCCACUUUCUAAGCAAACACAAAACUACCUUACAGGAACAACAUGCCAAGUUGAUAAUCCUACCUGAUUCAUUAGAAGAGCUGCUCCACAUUGCAGGAGAAAAAUUUGGAGGUUCCAAGCCUACAAAAGUAAUUAGCAAAGAGAAUGCAGAAAUAGAUGAUAUUAGUGUUAUUAGAGAUGGGGAUCAUCUAUUCUUUCUUUGCAGUGACAGUGAAAGAUAUGAAACUAACUUGUAA